UCAUUGUUAAUUAAACCAAUUAAUCAUAAAGUAGAAUUUACGAAGGCAAGAGGUGCUUUGAAAUUUGAAUUAAAAAAUAAAGAAAAGAAAUUUUAAUUUUUAUAGAUAUUUACUAAACUAAUUAAAACAGCAACAAAAUGUCUUCGCGCAAAACUGCUGGUCGUCGUGCUACCACCAAAAAACGUGCUCAACGUGCCACUUCAAAUGUUUUUGCCAUGUUCGAUCAAGCUCAAAUCGCGGAAUUUAAAGAGGCAUUCAACAUGAUCGAUCAGAAUCGUGAUGGUUUUGUGGAGAAAGAAGAUUUGCAUGAUAUGCUUGCUUCGUUGGGUAAAAAUCCUACCGAUGAUUAUUUGGAACAGAUGAUGAAUGAAGCACCCGGUCCAAUUAAUUUUACAAUGUUUUUGACAUUGUUCGGUGAACGUUUGCAGGGCACUGAUCCCGAAGAUGUUAUUAAAAAUGCCUUUGGCUGUUUUGACGAAGAAAAUACUGGCGUCAUACCGGAAGAUCGCUUAAGAGAAUUACUGACGACAAUGGGUGAUCGCUUCACUGACGAAGAUGUUGACGAAAUGUAUCGGGAGGCGCCUAUUAAAAAUGGUUUAUUCGACUACAUUGAAUUCACUAGAAUUCUUAAGCAUGGUGCCAAAGACAAGGAUGAGCAAUAAAAUUGACUUUUAUUGAUCUGCAUGGGUAACCAACAUUCCCUUUCCCAUAAAAUGGUUUAUAUAUCCAAUUAGCAACAAAUAUUGUAUUCUUCUUCUUCUCAUUUGAUUUAAUGAUAAUAACAUUUUUACUCCAAUACGAAAUUGUUGUUGCUUUUCGUAAAUUUAUUUGCAAUUACUCUUGAAUCAUUUUUUAUCAUUCUUUCGCAGUUGGACCGUCUUGCUUCCAAUAUCAGUGGCGAUCAUUUAACUAUAUCUACCGAAAUCAUUGCCUGUUUUAUCUUUAUGUACCAGUAUUUGCAUUUGUCUAUCAGACAUAUAUAUAUAUAUAUAUACAUAUAU
Glossina fuscipes is the source of this 1001-nucleotide messenger RNA. RefSeq names its product myosin regulatory light chain sqh (gene sqh). Gene Ontology annotation, biological process: locomotion; post-embryonic development. The record is from RefSeq and is a predicted model, not a curated record. Gene Ontology annotation, molecular function: calcium ion binding; myosin heavy chain binding. The transcript is spliced from 3 exons. NCBI's taxonomy places the organism in Eukaryota, Metazoa, Arthropoda, Insecta, Diptera, Glossinidae. Gene Ontology annotation, cellular component: myosin II complex; cytoplasm. The coding region runs from base 138 to 662 and encodes 174 amino acids.